AUGCUACUUAAUUCAACAGGUUAACGAAAACUCAAACAAAAUAGUUUAUCUACUUUUAAAAGUCCUAUAAUAGUUCCAUCAAGUUAAUAAGUUUCUCCUGUAGCAUCAGGACUGAAUAGUUUGAAAAAUCUACAUAGUCCCAAAGGAUCUCAAAUUGAUGUCACUAGUCUAACUCGAUUAAUAAAAUCAACAAAAAUUAAUGAGGUAAAAUAGCUUAUAUUGUAUAGUCAGUAAAUAACCAAUAGAUAUAAGCUUUACUUGCAAAAGCUAGAGAAAUAGCAAAAGUAACGACAGAGUCUAAAUAAUAAGUACAAAAAAAGCAUGUUAAAUUACAGAGUUAAUAAUUUGUAAACUUUAAAGACUUACUUCAUAAUUCUACUUCCACUAAGAUUCAAUUAGAAAUGUAAUUUUGCAGAAAUGCAUUUAAUUUUGAUUUUGUCAUUGGAAUUGGUGGAUUUGGUAAAGUUUGGAAAGUUGAACAUAAAAAAACAGGGUAAAUAUUUGCAAUGAAAGAAAUGUCAAAAGCAUUGUAUUAAUUUAGUGUUAAUUAGAAUUGUAACAAAGAAGAGUGUACAUUCUGUAAUGAAUGAAAGAACAUUAUUAAGUCAAUUAAAGCAUCCAUUAUUAGUUAAUAUGAACUUUGCAUAUUAGGAUAGAGAAAAUCUAUAUUUAUUUAUGGACUAUAUGAAAGGAGGAGAUCUUAGAUAUCACAUAGGAAGAAUGAGAAGAUUUGAUGAAAACUCAACAAGUAUUGAUACAAUAUUAUUAAUAAGAGUUUUUUAUAGCCUGUAUUGUUUAAGGAUUAGAAUACAUACAUUCAAAUAAAAUAAUUCAUAGAGAUAUCAAACCUGAAAAUUUAGUACUUGAUGAAAAAGGAUAUGUUCAUAUUACUGAUUUUGGUAUAGCUAGAAUAAUGAAAGUUGAAAAUAGUUGUGAUACUAGUGGUACUCCUGGAUAUAUGGGUAAGAGAUAUAGAUUUAUAUUUCUAGCUCCUGAAGUUAUGUGUAAAUAAAAUCAUACUUAUGCAGUUGAUUAUUUUGCAGUUGGAGUUAUUGCUUAUGAAUUUAUGAUAGGAAGAGUAAUUAUUUUCAUUUAAUAUAGAGACCAUAUGUUGGAAGAUCUAGACAAGAAAUUAGAGAUUAAAUUUUAGCUAAAUAAGCUUAAAUUAAAAGAAAUGAAAUACCUGAUGAUUGGUCAAUUGAAGCAGUCGAUUUUAUUAAUAAGGUAUUCAUAAAAAUUAAAUUUAUUUAGUUACUUCAAAGAAAACCAUAAAAUAGAUUAGGUUCUAAUGGAAUUUAAGAAAUUAAAGAACAUCCAUGGUUUGCUAAUUUUGAAUGGGAUAAAUUGUAAAAUUAAACAAUAAUUCCUCCUUUCAUUCCUAAUGUAUGAUUCUGUAUAAUCUUUAAAGCAAACAGAAGAUAAUUUUGAUUAGAAAUAAAUUAUAGUUGAGGAUGAGGAAAAUAAUGAAUUAAUUUAAUAAAAUAUUUUAGUCUUAAGAGAUUAAACCAUAUAGGGUAUUUCUAUUUCAUAAUAAAAAUAGAUCAAUUUUAAGGAUAUGAAUUUCAUCAAGGAAAUCUUUCUAUUUCUACUGAAUAAUCUUCUGGUUCAUCAACUAAACAUAGUCGUCACCUAAGUGAAAGAUUGCAUUUCUUUGAAAAAAAGAAGAUUAUAUGA
Molecule: messenger RNA, 1674 nt
Organism: Paramecium primaurelia
Lineage: Eukaryota; Ciliophora; Oligohymenophorea; Peniculida; Parameciidae
Source: the annotation of a GenBank genome assembly